AUACAACCGCAGCGGAGCGGCGCUCGUCUAGCUCUUGCACUGCUCCGAGUCGCGUAGCUGGUGCUAGACUAGGUAGUAGUGGUCGUCGCUGCUAUACGUACGCGCAGCACACACACACACACACACACGGAUAAUGGAGGCGGCGGUGGCGGCCGACUCGGACCUUUGAAAGCAUCGCGGGGCUGAAUCGGGAAGCGGCAUAGUAGUGCGGCUUCUGGGGGCGGCGAGGGCGGCUGGGCUGUCUCUGCGCUUGCUUAUCCAGCCGCUGCUGCAGUCUCAGAAUCUUUGCCAUCCGAGAGCGAGAAUUUCUUCUCCGAUCUUUUUCUCUCUCCCUCGCUUAAACUUUGUACAAUAGAAGCUGCAGAGAGUGAGAGAGAGAAAAAAACGGUUAGAGCGUGGAACGGUCGACGGGAGAGAAAAAAAAGAGAGAAAAAAAUUCUUCCCCUCGACGCGAGAGCGACACAUACACGUAGUGUACCGUAGGUAUUAUAUCACACGUACGACUCGAGUCCGUUGAGUAAGAAGAGAGCCACGGAUCGUGCGAGAUCAUGUCGUGCUUCGGUUGCGGCGGCUGAGACGGACGAGCGGACGAACGCAUAGAGUUGCAGCCGCGCAUUGGUACAAACGCCAACUCCCCUCGUGCCGCAGUAUGGAGUGCCCCGUGGUGCUGGAACGUGGAAGGAAUUUUCGACUGCUAGCCUCCGAGGAGUUGCCCCAACUGCUGGACUUUUUAUCAAACUACUUGCCUGAAUCACUUAAAUUUCAUCAAACUCUGCUGACCUACAUGCGCAACAAAGUCUGGGAGUUUCAUUUCUACGUAGCCGACGACUGGCCACAGGUGCCUCUUUGUUUGCAUUUUCCUGGAAUGACGCUCUCGUGUCACGGAUUAUUGUACGAGAGCGUUGGUGCAUUUUGCCCGAACCAGAGAUUGGACUGUCUAGAAUUAUUACGCCAAGAGGACGUUUUAUUGGAUUGGAGCAAGCCGCUGUAUAUAAAUUUCGUUCACUCGGAAAUAGCCGACGAAUUGAUGCGUCUUUACGAGGGCCACGGCAGCGUCGAGCGGGUACUCGGCGACGUUUACGCCUGUGACGAGCCUGAAAAAUCCGAGGAGGUUCCCGACGACGAUGUGCCUACUGAUAUCGAUGUACAGGUACUACCAUUGAAAGCCGAGCACGCAGAAGGUAUUCACGAGUUGUAUCCAGCCAACGACAUGGAGUGCCACGAGCUUUUCCUUCGCCUUAUAAAGAACCUCUCAGCGGCCGGUGUCUUUGCGGACGGUCGACUUGCCGCAUGGAUGGUGCAAUCUUAUUACGGUGCCAUGUUCUCCAUGCAAACCAAGCCGGAAUAUCGCAGAAAGGGAUAUGGGACAAAAUUGGCCAGGUUUUUAACAAGAAGAGUCGCAGAGAACGGAUACAAGCCAUUCGUCGUAAUCAGGCCUGAAAACGAGGCCAGUCAAAGUCUGUACAAGAAGCUGAGUUUUCGCAAGCUCUAUACGAUCGUUCGCAUGACUUUUAUCCCCAACAAUCACGAACCGAUAAAGAAUGACCAAGUCGACGACGUGGACACGACGAUAUUGAGCGAAGAUCUCGUCAAUUCCAUCAGGCAACAGCUAAUAUUACGUCCAGACGUCAUUGAACCGCAACAGCAAAGGACAUUGAUCAAAAUCGACGGCGACAAGGACGUCGAUGAUGACGAAGACGUUGAAUUUUUUACGAAAAUCGAAGACGCACUAGAGCCUAUAGAUGAGCGCUCCGAAGAGGACAGUAUUAGUGUUGCACCGACGAACGGACAAAUGACUGGCGAAGUGGUCGCCGGUGAUUAAGACUGUUUAGAACUUUUGAAACUGCACGGAUAGGCUCGUACGUAUGAUCUUCACAUUGCCGAAUGAACGAGAACACUGUAAAUGUCAACUAUUUUCGAAAUAAUUAUCGUUCAGAUUGUUGAUUUCAAUCGGGACGAAUAUUUUAAAGGAAAAAACUGUGCGAGGCUCUGAUAUACGCUGCAUGUGAACGAGUGAACAUAGUUUAAACUAGUCAGACUGGCAUUCGUUCUCUCGAGUCAUAAACAAAGUUUUAUAUUUUCGAAAAAUGAAUUCAAGAAAACGAAUUAUGAAUCAAUGAAUAUUAAAAUAUUAUAUAUUUAGAAGACAUACAUCAUUUUUACUUCCAACCAGCUGAGAGCACAAUGUAAUGUAUUAUUGUUCCAAGAACUUAUUUUUAACUCUCGGAAUUGUUGUUUUUUUCUAAUUAAAGAGCUUGCAUGAUAUUGUAGUUUUAUACAUGUCCGAUUUUUUGAAAUUUCUCAAUUAAAGCGAUUUUUAAUGGGCUUUAUCGAAAAUUAAGACCAGUUCGUGUAAAAAUUUCCAUAAACAUGAAACUCCGUCGCAUAUAAUAGAUAUUGCUUAGCAUUCAAUGUUUUAUGAAAUAUAUUGCAUAAUACACCAAAACUAGUGUAAACUCAUAUUUAUUAGAGCUAAUGUUAAAUUUAACGCUUCUAAUGAAAUCAAUUCGUCCUAAAAUUGCAAGGUUAAUUUAAAAUGACUCUAAGAAUAUGUAAAAUAUUUAACUUAGCAUUGUUGAAUAUAGGAUCUAAUAUCCAAUAAAAGCUAUCAUUUUGUAAUUCGAUGUUAUUGUUUUCUUCCAAUUAUUUGAAAAAAUGAAUAAUCAGCUGUUGGUUUUAAGAGUUAAAUUUUAAAGAAGCUACGAUUGAGAUAAAAAU
Messenger RNA from Trichogramma pretiosum, 2718 nucleotides. RefSeq lists its product as uncharacterized. The transcript is spliced from 6 exons. The record is from RefSeq and is a predicted model, not a curated record. Gene Ontology annotation, molecular function: acyltransferase activity, transferring groups other than amino-acyl groups. NCBI's taxonomy places the organism in Eukaryota, Metazoa, Arthropoda, Insecta, Hymenoptera, Trichogrammatidae. The coding region runs from base 650 to 1822 and encodes 390 amino acids.